CUUCCCUCUCAGGGUAGCUGCCGCUGUCCUUCCCGCAGUUGGCCCUGUGGUGUUCCGAAGCCGGUUCCGUACGGCCUGAGGGCCAGGCGAACCUCAGGCUCUUUGUCCUACUAAAAAGCGCAGCAUUUUGGGAAGUGGAGGUCGGAGGAUGGCUUGAAGUCAGGAGUUUGAGACCAGCCUGGCACAAUGGUAGAAGCAGAUCAUCCUGGCAAGCUUUUCAUUGGUGGCCUCAAUAGAGAAACCAAUGAGAAGAUGCUUAAAGCAGUAUUUGGGAAACAUGGUCCCAUAUCAGAAGUUCUUUUGAUAAAGGAUCGAACCAGCAAAUCCAGAGGCUUUGCAUUUAUUACUUUUGAGAACCCUGCAGAUGCUAAGAAUGCUGCCAAAGAUAUGAAUGGAAAGUCUUUGGAUGGAAAAGCAAUAAAAGUAGAACAAGCCAAGAAACCAUCUUUUCAAAGUGAUGGUAGGCGGAGACCACCAGCUUCUUCGAGAAACAGAAGCCCUUCAGGAAGUCUGAGAUCUGCAAGAGGAAGCAGUGGAGGAACAAGAGGGUGGCUUCCCUCACAUGAAGGACACCUGGAUGAGGGUGGAUACACUCCUGAUCUCAAGAUGAGUUAUUCUAGGGGACUCACUCCAGUUAAAAGAGGUCCAUCUUCAAGAAGUGGAGGUCCUCCUCCGAAAAAAUCUGCUCCUUCUGCUGUGGCAAGAAGCAGUAGUUGGAUGGGAAGCCAAGUGAUCGUGAUGGCUACUGUUAGGCCCAUGGUAGGGAUCAUUCUGAACAUCCACAUGGAAGUUGUUACAGAGACAGAUGCAUUUCAGAGAUACGGGUGCACCCUGCUCCUCAUGAAGCAUAUGAUAGCUCCUGUUACAGGACAUCUACAGGAGAUGGUGGGGAAAGUCGAUUGGAGAAAAGAGACUGAAGCAGAUAUUAAAGCAAGUAUUCAAAAUAAUAGUUAUUGCAUACCAAACCUUGUUUGCAAAUAGAAAAUUGACAUGUUAUUUCUGGAUUGUUACCCGCAUAUUACUAAAAGAAACAUGUUGGUUUUGUGGAGAGAGAUUCUUAGUAACUUUCUCCAUGAAUUUUUUGAGGUAUUCAAAGGAAAAGGAUUUUUUUCAAAGUAAUUUCAUACUUGUUAAUGCUACUUGAAGACUAAAUGUUUAGACGUAACAUCUACAUUAAAAUUUUCAGAAUAAAAUUUUACGUGUAAUGCAAAAUGUCGAUGUGAUUGCUUAGCUGAACAUGCUUAGAAGCAAAUUCAAUAGAAGAGUACAUUUUGUUGUUUGUAGAACAUUUUCCUUUGUUUCUUUGAACAUAAACAGAUACAAAAUUAGGCAUAUGUUACAUCUCCGUUGCAAACUCCACAGGUGUUCUAAUUAAGCUGUUUCUCUUUAAAAACUUACAAGCUUAAAAUAUUUGACUAGUCUUCAGAAAGACUACAAAACUUCUGCCUCACCAUACAAACUUUAUCUUUUAGAGGAAUAGUAUAGGUGAAAGGAAAUAAUUAGAUGUGAUUGAUAAUAAAGUUUAAGACAUCUGGAACAUUCUACUUAAAGCAUUCUGUGACUGAAGAGGAAUAAUGGUAAUGAAAACUUUUUUUUUUUUAACCUAAAUCAAAACUGAACUAGCUAGGUUUCUCAAGUGCAUAGCAUAAUGAAAUUAAGUGUUCCUAGUUUAAAUAGUGUAAAAUAAGUGUUUUGUCUUGGGAGGUGCGCAUGUAAAUUUUUUUCCUGAAAGUUUUGACAAUGGUUGCUGUAAGUGAUAGUUUAGUAGUAAGUUCUUACAAGUAGGAACAAUCUAGAAUGUUUGGGAUUUUAUCAAAUUUUUUGAGAUGAAGUGUAGCUCUGUCACCCAAUCUGGAGUGCAGUGGCCACAUCUUGGCUUACUGCAACCUCCAACUUCUAGGUCCAAGCUAUUCUGCCCAGCACCCUGAGUAACUGGUAAUAUAUAUGUGUGCACCACAGUUGGCCAAUAUUUUGUAUUUUUAGUACAGACAGUGUCUCACCAUGUUUGUCAGGCUGUUUUUUAAAUUCUGAUCCAUGCUCCUUGGACUCCCAAAGUGCUAAGAUUACAGGCAUAAGCCACCGCCCUCAGCCUAUCAGAUGUAAUAGAUGAUAUGAAUGGAAAUGCUUUAAACUUCAUACUUUUGGGAAAGUGAAGUACGCGAAACAUAAAACAAUAGCAUAAAGUUUCAGAUAGGAGAUUGCUUAAGGGUUUAAGAAAUCAUCAAAUGAUAAAAAUAAAAAGAUUUGGACCUAAAUGUCUAAACAAAGUAAUUUUCCUGAUUAUCCAACCUAAGGUAAUGAAAUACAUGAAGUUCUAGAAGUUUUACAGUCCAUAAUUCUUACAAUUAACAGAUUAAUCUGCAGGGAGAAUGUAUUUUCUUGAGAAAAUUUUGACAAGAUCAUCAAUUUUUGUAGGGUAAGUGUGCAAAUAAUUUUAAAGGGAGAAGUUACCAACCUUGAUUUUCAAGUGAGUUAUUCAUGUUGUGAAGCUGUGUUUUCAUUCACCUAUAACGUAGGAUUCUAAGGAUGAAGUGAAAGAUAGAACUCCCUAGUCUUUUGUAUCUUACUCUCCAGGUGUGAUGGCUCAGUUCUUUAACUCCAGCACUUUGCGAGGAUGAGGCUUACAAAUCACUUUACUUCAGGAGUUCAAGACCAGGCUGACCAAUACCAUGAAACCCCAUCUCUACCCAAAAUACAAAAAUUAUCUGGGUGUGGUGGCACAUGCCUGUAGUAUGUCACAGUUAACUGGGAGGCUCAGGCAGGAGAAUCAUUUGAACCUGGGAGCUUGAGGCUGCAGUGAGCCAAUAUUGCACCACGCACUCUAGCCUGGGUGACAGAGCAAUACUACAACUCAAAAAUAAUUAUAUGAAUCAACAAAUAUAUAAAUAAUAAAUAGGGUAUCUUUCAGUUCAAGCACUUAUCAUUUCUUUUUUCUUUUUUAGAGACAGGUUCUCACUCAGUUGUCUAGCCUGGACUGCAGUGGCACCAUCGUAGCUCACUGCAGCAUUUAACUCCCGGGCUCAAAUGUGAGAGCCUUCCAUUUCAGCCCCCCAAGGAGAUGGAAUUACUGACACACACCACUGUGCCAGCUUCUGUGUUUGUGUGUUGUGGUAGGGACAAUGCUUCGGAUAUAUUGUUCAGGCUGGUCUCAGACUCACAGACUUAGGUGAUCCUCCUUCCUUGGCCUCCCAAAGUGUUGUGAUUAUAGCCAUGAGCCACUGAGUCUGGCACUUCAUUUCUUGGUAUGAGCAACAUUCCACCUUCAUUCUUUUAAUUUUUUGAGAUAAACAAUAAGUCAUUAUCAAGUGUACUCAUCAUGUGCUACUGAACACUAGAUCUUAUUCCUUCUAAGCAACUAUAAUUUAACCCACCUCAUCCCCUCUUUGAUCCCUUCCUUACCAGUACACAUUGCUUGUAUCAAAAUAUCGCAUGUAUGCCACAAGUAACUACAACUGUUAUGUACAAAUUUU
Pan troglodytes (chimpanzee) is the source of this 3470-nucleotide messenger RNA. Its product is annotated as RNA-binding motif protein, Y chromosome, family 1 member A1-like. The record is from RefSeq and is a predicted model, not a curated record. Gene Ontology annotation, molecular function: RNA binding. The transcript has 8 exons. Bases 187 to 981 code for a protein of 264 amino acids. Lineage: Eukaryota; Metazoa; Chordata; Mammalia; Primates; Hominidae.